AGCGACGCGUGUUAUGAUCUGAUCGAUAUCUGCUGGUUGAGAGACGAGGCGACUUCAGAGACUUCUGGAGAACAUUUUCUGUGCUGAGAUUGUGAUUUUCGACGGAGUUCAGAGAAGAGACUUUUAUUUUAGGAGAUCGGAGGAUUUUUCUUUGAGUAGAGUUUUAUUUUUGAAGGAUUUCUGAUUAUUUCUGAGGAAAGACUUAUUCUAUUUUUCUCUUCUUAUUUCAGAUUUUUCUUUCUUUCUUUCUUUCUUUCUUUCUUUCUUUCUUUCUUUCUGUAAUUAAUUAAUUGAUUAAUUAAUUACCUUUUUGUUGAUUAAUUUCUUGUUUUGAUUGGAGUUUGGAGGAGUUUGUCAAUGGCUCAUUUGGGUGAAAGACGAGGCUCGGGCCGCUCCAGAUCCAGGAGUGCUGCUGUCUCUCAGACGGAUGAUCAGGAGCUUGAGAGACGUGGCUCUGGUGACGGCGCUCAGGAACCGCUGCCAAACCCAAACCAGCCGCUGAGCCAAGAGCUGCCUGGAUACAUCGCACCUCUGCCUUCAGAGUUGGCCGUUUCUGUGUCCACAGAUCAGCCUCACAGGAAGAGGAAGUGGCAGAGCGGCAGCCAGGAGGAUGAGCAUCCGUCUCCUUCAUACAGAAGAGCUGCCAAACGCUCCCGCAGAGAAGCGUAUGUGAAGGGCCCAUUGCUGGGGCGAGGAGGAUUCGGCUCUGUGUAUGCUGGGACCCGCAGGUCUGAUGGACUGCCAGUUGCCAUCAAGUACGUCUCUAAACGAGGAACACAGAGACUGAGAGUUGAAGGUCAGGGUCGGCUGCCGCUGGAGGUGGCGUUGAUGACCCUGGUCAAUUCGGCUCCUGCCUGCCCCAACGUCCUGCAGCUGCUGGAGUGGUUUGACCGUCCCAGACGCUACACCAUGAUCCUGGAGCGCCCGCUUCCUUGCCAAGAUCUGGAGAGUUUCUGUGAGGAGAACGGACGCCUGGAGGAGAGUCUGGCCAAGAAAGUGCUGCUGCAGCUGAUCACGGCGCUGAAACACUGCGAGAGCCGUGGAGUCCUGCACCGGGACGUCAAACCAGAGAACCUGCUGAUCUCCACAGACUCACAUGACAUCAAGCUGCUGGACUUCGGCUGUGGAGAUCUGCUGAAAGACUCGGCCUACAAACACUUUGCAGGCACUAUUCAGUACGCCCCUCCUGAGUGGUUUCGGCAUCACCGUUAUCAUGCGGGACCGGCUACGGUUUGGUCAGUGGGGGUGACGCUCUACAACAUCCUGUGCAGCUGUUUCCCCUUCAGAGGCGCAUUGAGGGUCACCUCCAAAAGCAGACUGCUCUUUCCUAGAGAGCUGUCGACAGGCAAGAGACAGAAAUCAGGAAUCGUUGACUGGAAGUCUGUCGGUCCAGAUGUGAGGUGUGAUGGCUGCAGAUGCAUCUACAAAAACACCACUGGAUACUGUGGCCAUGAAACGAAGGGGGUCUUCACAGCGUUCUGUUCAGACGAAGAGCUUGCUGGCUUCUGUUCUAUAGACUGCUACUUCCGCAUAAAUGAAUGAAUGAAUGAGUGGUUUAUUUAUUUAUUUAUUUUAUUUGACUUGAAUUGGCAACUGAAACUAAAAUCUAAAUAAAUGUUUUAGUGG
Carassius gibelio (silver crucian carp) is the source of this 1626-nucleotide messenger RNA. Its product is annotated as serine/threonine-protein kinase pim-3-like. The coding region runs from base 358 to 1542 and encodes 394 amino acids. Gene Ontology annotation, molecular function: protein serine/threonine kinase activity; ATP binding. The transcript is spliced from 7 exons. NCBI's taxonomy places the organism in Eukaryota, Metazoa, Chordata, Actinopteri, Cypriniformes, Cyprinidae. Gene Ontology annotation, cellular component: cytoplasm. The record is from RefSeq and is a predicted model, not a curated record. Gene Ontology annotation, biological process: regulation of mitotic cell cycle; negative regulation of apoptotic process; protein autophosphorylation.